This is a messenger RNA of Danio aesculapii, 327 nucleotides long. RefSeq names its product transmembrane protein 255B-like. Lineage: Eukaryota; Metazoa; Chordata; Actinopteri; Cypriniformes; Danionidae. Bases 46 to 327 code for a protein of 93 amino acids. The record is from RefSeq and is a predicted model, not a curated record. The transcript has 3 exons.
GAGUGAUUCCGUGUGGAUUAUAAACAUUUAUAACGAGGAGGACAGAUGACAAACUCACAGGAAACGACACGGCGCAACGCUGCUCCUCCACACACUGUCGCAGAUGCGGUAAAGAUAAGGAGGAGAAAGGCUCAGUGGCUGGUUUCUGGGAUGUUAAGUCUGUCUUUGCUAAUAGUUGUGAUGGGCAUCUACACCAGCACACGCACGGAAAGUGUCAGCAUCACAGGAUACAUUUCAGGCAUUAUUUUGGCGUUUGGAUCGUUCUUGGGAGUUCUUGGACUGAGCUUGGAGGAAAACCGCAAACAGCUGGUAGAUAUCACCACAUAA